Molecule: messenger RNA, 2114 nt
Organism: Suillus subaureus
Lineage: Eukaryota; Fungi; Basidiomycota; Agaricomycetes; Boletales; Suillaceae
Product: laccase
Exons: 11
Coding region: 309-1730 (473 amino acids)
Molecular function (GO): oxidoreductase activity; copper ion binding
Source: RefSeq, a predicted model, not a curated record
CCGGUCUUGGGUAUUACUCGACCCAAUCCAACUCGUCAAAAUCAAAAGCAUUUCCCUCGAGCACUUCAACUUCGACAAUGCUCUGAACUUUUUCAGUCCUUUUCAACUCUUCGAGAGCCGCAAAUUCAGCGGCAACGUCACGCGAGCAAGAUAAUCUCUGGACCUGCAUAAUAGUCGUCUGCAUCACGAGGCUCGGUCGAGAUCUGAGGUGCCCACAUGAAGGAUGCUUCAAGAUCCUGUGCAAUCUCGACAACAAUGCCAACCUCUUCACAAGUGUGCAUGUGAGCAUGUCGGCCUCUGCAGCUUCCAUGGCGCUAUGGCAUUGUUUGUCAACUCUACGGAACUCGACGGAACUCUAUGUGGGUGAUUCAACUCUUGCUGGAGGAACAUUUCCGGGUCCAAUCAUCGCAGCCAAGAAGGGUGACAAAUUUGAGGUCAACAUCGUGAACCAACUCACUGACGAUUCAAUGUUCAAAAGCACCAGUGUGCACUGGCACGGAAUCUAUCAGAAUGGGACGAACUAUGCGGAUGGAGUCGCAUCUGUUACUCAAUGCCCCAUUGCGCAAAACGACUCAUUUCUGUACUCCUUCGAGGCUCAGAACCAGACAGGAACCUACUGGUAUCAUAGCCACUACUCGACACAAUAUUGUGAUGGCCUGCGCGGGGCUUUGAUUAUCUACGAUCCCGAAGACCCUCUAUCCUACCUGUACGACGUUGACGAUGGUACGGUGAUCAUAUCACGGUACCAUACGGUUGCCCCUGUUUUGAAUCAUUUCGUCACCGUCGACGGUAAUUCAACACUCAUCAACGGUCUUGGUCGAUAUCAAGGGGGCCCCACUGAUACCGAACUUGCGGUGGUCAACGUUGAUUACGGCAAAAGAUACCGACUACGCGUCAUAGGAAUGUCUUGCGGCCUCAAUUUUAUUUUUUCCGUCGAUGGUCAUGACCUGACGGUCAUGGAAGCGGAUGGUCAGCUGACGGAACCCCUUCUCGUGGACUCGAUCCAGAUACUUCCUGGACAGCGAUACUCUGUCGUUCUCAAUGCGAAACAACCAGUCGACAAUUACUGGAUACGAGCACUCCCAAAUACCGCGGGAUCGACUUUCGACGGUGGCCAGAACAUGGCCAUCCUGCAAUAUCGGGGUGCACCCGUCGCAGAGCCAACUACGAACCAGACCACAAGCAUCAUGCCGCUUCUCGAGACCAACUUGCAUGCGCUCAUUAAUCCCGGUGCACCUGGUAUUCCGGGAUAUGGGAAUGCAGAUAUCAACUUGAUGAUGUAUGUCACUAAAAUAGAUGGAAUAUUCUACGUCAACGGCGUUGCAUUCAAGUCUCCAUCUGUGCCCGUGCUGCUCCAAAUACUCAGUGGCGCACAAGAAGCGGCUGAUAUCCUUCCAGAGGGAUCUGUUUAUGAUUUAGAGGCUAACAAGGUCGUCGAAUUGACAAUGAUAAAUGGUGAACCCAGAGGUCCCCAUCCAAUUCAUUUGCAUGGUCACAGCUUUGAUGUCGUUCAGAGCGCUGGCAACAGCUCUUUCAACUACGUCAAUCCCGUGCGCAGGGAUGUAGUAUCCAUCGGGAAUCAAGACCAACAAAUGGUAAUUAGGUGGGUCACCGAUAACUCCGGUCCGUGGUUCCUGCAUUGUCACAUCGACUGGCAUAUAGGGGAGUGCGUUAUGGCCGAAAGUCCCUCGGAGACUCAGAAGCAUCUGCACCGCUUACCCGGUAACUGAUUGAUUUUCCGACUUCGCUUCUCGUUGGGCUGAUGGUAGACACAGACGCAUGGAAAACACUUUGCCCGAUAUUCGAUUCCGUUGACCCACUCCCAGAUUGGAGCAGAGAAUUCGUAUCAACAAGCGGAAAAUCUCGCCGUUGCCUGGGGGGAAAAUAUCACCACAGCACUGUUUCCCUUAUAGUGUGCACUAUCGUAAUCGAGUUCGUAUGGCGCUGGACCCGUCCAAGUAAUAGUUUGCUGUCCUCGACCAGCCUAUUUUUUUUCAUCAUUGUUUAUUGUCCAGUGGAGCGGAACCGAUGCUGGACAGUACGUACAGUAUGUAAACUUAGUGAGCGCGGUGUAUGAGGGGCGCUAGACAAAAAUUAAUUAAAUAAUUGCGGGG